CAAUCGGUUUCUAACGAGAAUUCUCCUUCAAAAGAGAUUCGUUCUAAGAAAAGGAAGGAACCGCGAGACUCUCCAACUGCCCGGGGAAGGCAAGUUUUGUCUGGCAAAGUUCUGGGUCCAAGCGGCCCGUAACGGACACUCAACGGUCCUCCACCUCACGGCGCCACGAUACUGCGCGUGCGCAAGCUCCUGUCAAACGCGUGGACGGAGGCCGAGAAGAAAAAAGGCGGGAGCCGCCGAUAUCAGGUGGAGCAAAAUGGCUCGGGAGAAUGAGAUGCAGGAGUUCACCCGUAGCUUCUUCCAAGGCCGCCCGGACCUCAGCACGCUUACGCACUCCAUCGUGCGGCGGAGGUUCUUGGCUCACGCUGGCCGCGACCACCUGGAACCCGAGGAGAAGCAGGCGCUGAAGCGGCUAGUGGAGGAGGAGCUGCUGAAGAUGCAGGUGGAUGAAGCGGGUGGCAGGGAAAAGAGGCUCGACGUUGCCAAGAAGGCCAAGAGGUCUCCCAUCCCCUGCCGUGACCCAGCGAGAAAAAGGUUCCGUUUCAAUUCGGAGUCAGAGCCCAGCUCUGCAGCCUCCAGUCCAGACUGCUUCGGCCUCCCAGCAAAGAAUGGGAUGGCAGCAGAAGUCAGUCCAGCUGAGGAUGAGAAUCCAAAGCGAGCCUCAAAGAAAGCAAUUGAGGAGAGCAGUGAUGAGGAAGAACAGCAGAGAGACCUGACUGCAAAGAUGGGAUUAGAGAAGGAGGAGGUGAAGGGGAGCAGUGAGGAGGAGGAAGAGGGCUCUGCCAGAAAGAGUAAGGUCUGGAAAGAAGAAAGCAGUGAGGAAGAGGAAGAUGAGGAAAAGGAAGAGAAGGAGGAGGAGGAAAAGGAGUCCAAGGGCAGGAUUAGGAAGAAGCCUGGGACAAAGAACAGGCAGGCACCAGGCAAGGCCUCAGCCAGUAGGAAACAGGUCAGGGAGGAGAGUGAAGACAGUGAGGAACGUGCCCAGGGGCCAGGAAAGAAGGCAGAGGGAAAGAAAGGAGCUAAAAGCCACCAGGAAAGUGAAAAGGAGAGUGAGGAGGAGACCCUAGCCAAGAAGAAAGAGAACAGAGAGGAAGAAGAGGAGUGGAAACUCACAGCCCAGAGCAGUGGAGGUCAAAGGUCCUCCUCUCGGGAGGAGAGGAGCUGUAAGCAGAAAAGCAGGGCAGCAAGACUGCUGGGAUACCCGGGGGACAGAGAGGAACAGAAGGAAAGAUCAGCAGCAGGCAGUGGGGAUAGCAGUGGGGAAGAUGAAGAGCCCCUAGUGCAGAGGAAGAGCAAAGACAGCACCCAGUGGAAGGGUGGGAAAAGGCAGAGUGAAAGCAGUGAGGAGGAUGGGGAAAACAGCUGGAGAAAGAUGACACCAACUACUGGAAAGACAGCCAACGUGGGCACUAUCAAUGGUGAAGCAAGUGACUCGGAGAAGGAGGUGAGUGACAGCGAGGCAGAGGGGACCCCCAAGAAGGAGAGAAAGAACCGCUCUUCCAAGAAGAGCUCCAAGAAAGGCAGGACACGAAGCUCCUCCUCCUCUUCCACAGAUGGCAGUCCAGAACAUAAAGGCAGGAAGGCUGGCUCUGGUCGCCCUGGUGAGGACCACCCGUCUGUGAUGAGGCUAAAGCGCUACAUUCGGGCCUGUGGGGCUCAUCGAAACUACAAGAAGCUGCUGGGCUCCUGCCGUUCACACAAGGAACGCCUGAGUGUUCUCCGGGCAGAGCUGGAAGCCCUGGGCAUGAAGGGUAACCCUUCCUUAGAGAAGUGUCGGGUCCUGAAGGAGCAGCGGGAAGAGGCAGCUGAGGUAGCCUCCUUGGACAUUACCAACAUCAUCAGUGGUUCAGGCCGGCCACGCAGACGCACAGCCUGGAACCCUGCAGGAGAAGCAGCCCCACCGGGGGAGCUAUACCACAGGACCCUGGACUCAGAGGAAGAGCGGCCCCGCCCCCCACCCCCAGACUGGUCACAUAUGCGUGGCAUCAUCAGCAGUGAUGGCGAGAGCAACUGAGCUCCCCCUGUCCCCAGGAGGGACUUCCCACUUGUAGAAAGCAUAUAUAGCAUACCCACCCCCAACUCUGCCAGCAGAGCAGAAGCAGCUUUCUUCGGAGAAGACUCGCAGCUCCCAGGGACACAAGUUAUUGGGAUUCUGCUUCUCAGCUUCACAUUCCCAGUUUAAAGUGUUUACAGGGAUUUAUUUUUAAAGACUCAAUAAAGGAGUGUUUGAAUCACCUCAUCAAAACUGGUCCCCCACUCUCACCCCCUGUACUUUGGUCCAGGAAGCUGAGGAGUAGGCACUGUCCCCCUCAUCUGGUUCCCUUAUUUUUUUUUUUUUUUUGGUUCCCUUUAAUUUCCCCCAGAUUCUCCAA
Eubalaena glacialis (North Atlantic right whale) is the source of this 2372-nucleotide messenger RNA. It is a transcript of the gene HIRIP3, whose product is annotated as HIRA interacting protein 3. The record is from RefSeq and is a predicted model, not a curated record. The transcript has 7 exons. Lineage: Eukaryota; Metazoa; Chordata; Mammalia; Artiodactyla; Balaenidae. Gene Ontology annotation, cellular component: nucleus. The coding region runs from base 257 to 2014 and encodes 585 amino acids.